AUGGUGAUGGAUCAGUUUGGCCACGGCCAGGCAGUGCAACAUUUCGUUCUGGAACGCAAUGCCGAUUGGCACAUGGACAAAGCUGUAGAGCAGUUUCAGUUAGCCAACGACUGGGAGCGGACGAAGGUCAUAAUGGUGGAUAAGGACCUGACAGAAAUUGGAGGCGAGCCAAUGCGUGACGACAAGAAAUACGACACGUACCGGAGUGGAAUUCUCAAACAGAUGGACCACUGCGUUUCAAACAUGGUAUAUACCAAAUCUGAAGAUGAAUUUGAUCAACACGCGACUGAGUUCAAGCAUCUUGCGUGUCGGGAAAACCGUGAUUCUCUGUGGAACUACUUUGACAAGAACUGGGUUGCCUGUAAGGACAUGUGGGUUACUGUAUACCGUAUGAAUCUACCGCACUUCCGCAACAAUACCAAUAACAGGUUGGAAAGUUUCUUCGGGAAGCUAAAAGCCGAUCUGGAUAGCUCAAUGUCCAUGCGGGAGUGCCUGGAGGCAACAAUUCGCGACCAACGUCCAAAAGAAGACGAAUAUGUAACCCGAGUCGUCAUGCCUGGAACUCGUCGCGACCUGACGUACGAUGAUGAGAUGAACCAACUUUUUGAUAUGACGAGUGAAUGGUUAGCAGAUGUGUUCGAGCCAGAGUACAAGUUUGCAGUGAAUCCUGAGUCUGCGAAGAUGUAUAAUAUCGACGAUGAAGACCUCUAUGUCAACUUUGUUCGGGACGGACAAGUAUCGCGUCGACAAAUACAACUGGAUGUGUACCUGUGGUUGAGAGUCGGAUCGUUAGAUGAGGAAAUCGCUGCGGUGGACGUUCCACUGCGUAUCUCAUCUACCAGUGUUCACGAAAGACGAAAGAAGCGCAUGACUGGGCGUGAUAAGUUGAAGGCAGCUCAGAGCGUGUUCAGCCGAUUAAGCACGGAACUGACGGACCUACCUGACGACAAGUUUGUCGCCGUGCUUGAUAACUUGGAGAGAUGA
Phytophthora nicotianae INRA-310 is the source of this 984-nucleotide messenger RNA. RefSeq lists its product as hypothetical. The record is from RefSeq and is a predicted model, not a curated record. The transcript has 3 exons. The coding region runs from base 1 to 984 and encodes 327 amino acids. Lineage: Eukaryota; Oomycota; Peronosporomycetes; Peronosporales; Peronosporaceae.